Messenger RNA from Porites lobata, 6090 nucleotides. Lineage: Eukaryota; Metazoa; Cnidaria; Anthozoa; Scleractinia; Poritidae. The record is from the annotation of a GenBank genome assembly.
CUAAUUUCAGGUCAGCCGGAACAAUCUUUAGAAGAAGUGUUAAGAUCUAUCAAACACGUGAUACUGGUUCUAUCUGGCAAAGGGGGAGUUGGUAAAAGCACUGUAACUACCCAGAUUGCAUGGACUCUUUACCAUCAUGGGAAAAAGGUUUUUGUUUUUGUUAUUGUUGUUGGAAAAGUAGUAACAUAAACAAGGACAACCAAGCUUGACUGCAAGCCAUGUCUCAAAUAAUUUGCCUGAUAUUACUGAUAAGAUGAGUAAAAACUUGCAAGAAGAGCAGUUCAGGUGGAAAAGAGAACAAGAAAAUACUGUGGAACCCUCCAAGUUAAAUUUUUCCUUUGGUGGCCAUUUGGCGACCACCUUUUUAGGUUUAGUCGCCAAAGGAUUUUUCUAGCCACCAAAAUAUACAUCAAUAAUUAAAGUUUUAAUAAUUGGUUGAUAAUUAAUUGGGGCUUAAGAAUGGUAUUGUUCAGCCAAAACAAUGUUUCUAAAUGCCAUUUACCGUAUUCACCAGUGUAUACGGUAACUUAUAAUCCAUGUCGAGUAACAUCCAUGUCGUUUCCUCUAGUAUCAGUUUUCUCUGGUCGCCAACUUGGUGAGUAUUUACUGAAUCAAGUCACCAGUACCAAAAUUUUAGUCGCCAUGGCACAAAAAGUGGUUGCAGCUUGGAGGGUUGUUAAAAUGAGUUAGCACGUUUCUUCAAUAGGAAGUUAUUUUGAACCUAAAACCUCUCAAAAAAGGGAUCCAUUUUUUGUAGGGCUUAGUGGUAUAUAUCCACUCUGUAAAUAGUUGCCAGAGUUCCCUUUCUCCGGGUGAUCCCUAUUUGACUGAUAGUUAAUCUGACCAUUUUGAUGGCUCAUCCAUCUGCAGUACAAGUUACCCAGUUGACACAAAGAGUUCAAAAAAUUCUCCCAUUCAGUCAUCUGGGAUAGGUAGAGAUAUUCUUGCUGGGCAAGUAACUUUGUUAGCUUGCUUACCUAAUGGGCAAGGGCUUAUGCAAGUCAUCUUGUAAAUACAUGUAAAGCAUUUACUAGGACAAACAAGCAGUGAUCCCAGGCAAGCAAGAUGUGAUAGCUGCUUGCCUGAAGGACAUGGUGAAAAUAACAGUUUUGCUAACGGCUUGAACGCUUUCCCAAGUCGUUUUAGCGCUUAGUUAACAGGUUCUUAACACUUUAAGCCGUUGAACGGUAAACCGUUAGUGUACGUUUUCCUGGAGAAGGUCACAUAUACCAAUUUUGUUAAAUUCCUGGUUCAAUUCAUAAAGCCUUUUUUGCUUUAAUCAUCUUUCAGGUUGGUAUUUUGGAUGUUGAUUUAUGUGGACCAAGCAUUCCAAGAAUGAUGAAUGUAGAAGAGAAAGAUGUACACCAGUGUUCUGCUGGGUGAGUGAUAAAUAACUUCCUAGUAAUUUUGUAGCGGAAAAAAAAUGAAGUACAAACCUAGCCUUGGUGAACGAAGACUAGAAAAAUUGACGGUGAAUCUGGGAAUCAUUUCAUCCAGUCUUGCAAUCUCUAAGGAGUAUUAAAUUGUGAUGAGUUAGGCAAGUUUGUUUCAUGUUUGUGUUAACUGUUCUAAGUUGUAGGAUUUUCAAACAAUCAUUUGGCCAUUGUUUUGAAUUAAACCAUUUUCUACCUGUAAAAUAAAUAAUAAUGUGCUUAUCACCAGCCUGAGCUUAAUAUUCAUCACCUAGCCUGUACCAGGCUCUUGGUCAGUGGUCAUUUGGCCAGUGUUUUGAAUUAAACCAUUUGCUGUACCUGUAAAGUUAAUAAUAAUGUGCUAAUCACAAGGCUGAGCUUAAUGUUCAUCAACUAGCCUGUACCAGGCUCUUGGUCAGUGCAGAGAAGCAAAAAAACAGGCAAGCAGCGAAACAGCGAGCGAGUGAAAAAUUGUCUCCUUGCAAAUGUGUGCUAAUAAAAUUGUAAGGAGAAAAUGCUGAAGAUGUGAUUGACCAUAUUUUCUUUAAUUCGGUUGCAUCAUAAAUGUCAUUUGGCCUUAAUUUCUUUUAAAUUCAUUUCAGAUGGGUUCCAGUUUAUACAGACAAGGAUCAACGACUAGCCGUCAUGUCAAUAGGAUUUUUAUUAAAUAGCAGAGAUGAUUGUGUAGUGUGGAGGGGGCCAAAGAAAAAUGGUAUAAAUUUGUAUUCUUAUUAACUUUCUUUGACUCAUAUUUCAACCUGUUUUUACUCUAUGGGCAAGCUUUAAGUAGAAUUCUCUUGGUUUUUAAACUCUGCAAAUAUAUGUUUUUUAUAGCUUUAUUAUUAUAACGUCUAUUUGUGGCUUUCUGUUCUCCUCUUUUUUGUAUUCUUUUUAAUUUUGCUGGGCUUUUACUUGGCUUAAUUUAUGUAGGAAGCACCAGAGGGUAGCAAGUUAGAUCAAUUUUCUCUUUCACCAGUCAAAGCAACAUGAGUUUUUGCAAUUAUGCACUGUCCCUUAAACUAAAGGAAUCAGUCACAUUUGGGCAUGGUUCAAAAGAUCUUUUUAUCCUUCAUGAAUCAUAAAGACUGUCCAUGUAAAAGUGUACAUAAUGUUAAAGAUAAACCAGUGAUAAUAAUGGUCAUGAGGGUCUAAAACACUUUCUUUUCUUAGUUUUGUAGUUAAUUAUUUUUAUAAUCAUUUUACUGUGUAGCAAUGAUCAAGCAGUUUUUAUCAGAUGUGUGUUGGGGUGAGCUGGAUUACUUAAUUAUUGAUACACCUCCAGGUAAGAUUUUUUUUUUUAUCAAUAAUUAACUUACAGUGUAAAGGAAAAUAUGUCUAGCAAAUCAAAGAAUAACUACCUACAUGUAACAACUGCCAAAAUUAAUGUAGCUUUAGUUACAUGAAUGAAAGAACUGAGACCAAACUUCUUGCAGUGUACAUGUAUUUUAUUUUUCUUGUUACAUGUAAUUGGUACUAUGCCAAUUUAAUUGUAUAUAGCAGUGCUGGAUCCUUCACAGCGGUCAAACGAGUGAAAUUUGCAAAAGUUAAGCGAAGUACUUCAAAGUUAAGGUUGCUACUUUCACUAUCGAAAGUUUAGGGUAUUACCAACAUCCUGUUAGUUUACUAAACUUUUUAAAAGUUUCCUACAAAAGUUCUAAGUGAUUGAAAACUGAUGCUGACGUUAUUAUCGGCACCAUUUUUAAAACAUGAUUCUCUUUUAGCGAGAAGCGUUUUCAGCGAAAAAAGCUCAAAAUUUUGAGAAAAAUGGAAAGAUAGUUAUGUUGACUAACUGAUUUAUACAUCUUUGCCCAUUUUUCUCUAACUGAUAAAUGAAAUCCCAGGGAUAAAAAACAAAAAUAACGAUUUAGACGUUUGACCGCGGUGGUGCUGGAUCCAGACCUUGAGAUAAGGGGGGAGGGGUGGUCAUCCCAACCCUUAGAUAAAGGGGGGGAGGGGGGGCUAUCCCCCCAAACAUUUUUUCGGCCCUUUCAGCCUCACUUUGGUCUGAAAAUAAGGGGGGCCUCAGGCCCCUCCCCUGGAUCUGCCACUGCUUAGAGCCAUGUUUGUUGUUGGACCGUUUUUAAUGUUUUUAACUCCAGGGACAUCUGAUGAGCACAUAACAGUCGUGGAAAAUCUUAGGCAUUACAACCCAGAUGGAGCCAUUCUUGUCACUACUCCUCAGGUAUAAGCCAGCUCUUUCUGUAGUUUUUAUUUCAGUCUAGUUGAAAUAAUCAACUUGAAAACACAGGCCAUCUGAUAGGAAAUUGUGCGAUUCUUUCAGGGCUAAUUAACAUUGUUUUACCAGGUUUCAAAGGAGAAAAAUCACUUGAAUGUUGUUUAACAGGCAAUUUAAAUGGCAAAGAAUAAACAAAAUAGUUAAAUUUACAUGAUGCCAUUACACCAGUGACCCCCAGAUUUGAUAGUUUAUGAUCAUUUGUGGCAAGCAGUGAUUAAACUGCACAUCUAUGUAGCAACAUGAGCAGUACAUGACAAAUGAAAAUAAUGCUAAAAAGAUAUUAAUUUUGACUUGAAAUGGUAACACAACUUCUUGUAAUACAGAGGUUUUCUUCAUGGCCCACAAAAUAAAGAUAGAAACAAACUAAAUAUUAAUUAAUAGUACAAGUAAGAAUCACAACUGCAUGGAGGCAAAGCAGUUGGUUAUUUACAAGCUAUAAUCAAACAGUUGAACUCAGGACCCUUUCAGCUAGGGUUAUGAUAGGGUUUGAGGUACUCAGGGCCUUCCGAUUGUAUGUCCAGUAUUCUAACCGCUUAGCUAUGCUGUCUCAACUUAUAAAGUCAUUUUUUUAAAAAAAAUCUUACUCAGUUUAUUCAGUUUUCAAAUUAGACACUGACAGUGUCUUAAAAAUGGCAAAAAUAAUAAUAACAAGUGAAAUUGCUGAGUUUUCUGACAGUUAGGCGAUCUCUGUGGUCUCCACAUUGCUCAGUUCAACUUUCAGCUUCUAAUUUAAAUAAUUAGUAAGCUUGUACCUAAUUUAAGCUGAUUUGAAGCAACAUGUAAAGCAGUUGAUAUUAUGCACAUUUGUAUCCAAGUUAUAAAAAUCAUUUUUUUUUCGAACUUGUUUGAGCCUAGAUAGAGAUACUUAAUACUCACUAGAUACUAGAUAGAGAUUCUAGCACAGGGGCCCCACUCACAUAUUUCAAUGACGGGGGGGUCCGAAGGAUUUUUUUGGGUCUGACAUUUUGGCCAAAAGGGAUUUUUGUGGGUCUAUGAAAGACGCCGGGAUUUUUUUGGUCUCGAAAACAACAGAGGGAUUUUUUGGGGUAUUGUAUUUUUCAUCAGCUCAAAUCAAAAAUAACAUAAGCGCAAUUUAUAGUUUUGUUUUUGACCAAAACCAAAGUUGAAGUUGGCAUGUUUUAGCUUUCCAGAAGAUAAAUAAUAAAAUUUGCUGAUGCAAAAACACUGAGGGAUUUUUUGGGGUAUGCUAAAAAAAGUAGGGAUUUUUUUGGGUAGACAAAUUCUGAAGUUGGGAUUUUUUGGGGUAUAAAAUAUGAACCUCUGUCGGACCCCCCCGUCAUUAAAAUAUGUGAGUGGGGCCCCUGGGGAUUCUAGAUAGAGAUACUUAAAGGUGAUGUUACACAUGACGAUUGGCAACAACGAUUUUGAGCGCAACACAGUGUGGCAAUGUUGCAACCAUUCGAACCAAUGUUGUAAUGCUGUGUUACGCUAAAAAUCGUCGUUCCAAAUCGUCCCGUGUAACAUCACCUUAAUAGACUGAGAUACUUAAUACUUGAUACUUAAUGUGGUUUUUAAAACACUUAUCAUUCAAAAUAUUGUCAUUCUUGAUCUCCAGGGUGUUGCCGUGUCUGACGUCAGAAGAGAAAUUUCCUUCUGUAAAAAAACAAAAAUUCCAGUCUUGGGCGUGGUUGAAAACAUGAGUGGAUUUGUCUGUCCUCAUUGUAGUGUAAGUUGCCCAGGCAGAGAAUUAGUUGACAAAAUCAUAAUUGAAUUCAGUGUAGAGCAUGGCAAGAGAUGAAGUGCAGUACUGUACAUAGAUAAUAUAAGCAACCACUCAACAUUUAAAGAUUUAGUGGUUGCUUAUGGGAGGUUGUUGCUUUAUACAAUAAUCAAACAACAUGCCUGGGAUCUUUUCUGAUUAUGUCCCAACACAACUUCUUUUUGCCAGAAAAUUAAUUGCUAAGUGCACCUUUUUUAUAGCUCCAUGUUUACUGAGAGCUGUUCCCAACUUCAUUUAAUGUUCUGAGUAUUGCAGUUAAACACGAGCAAGCAUAGAGAUCAGACCAUACAUCUAUGGAUGGCCAAAUGGUGCAAAAUUUAAGACACAAUAUUGGCCUCAUGUUCAAAAAUUUCUCAUCAAUUACCUUGAUAAGAACCUUUUUGAAAGUGAACCCAAUUCUGCUUAGAACUUAAGUUUUGACGUACCAUUUGGCAUUCCAUAUGCAUCAAGCAGUUGCUUAUAUGCAAUUAAAAACAAUGGAAUAUUAUGGAACCUUCUAAUUUCCAGAUCGAGAUAAGGAUAGAGAUAGCUGACUUUUUUUAUUAUUGCAGGAAUGUACAAAUGUGUUUUCUAAAGGAGGAGGAGAGGCUCUAGCAAAAACUUGUGAUGUUCCAUUCUUAGGUAACAGCACCUUCAAAAUAUUAUUAGAGUGGAGCCUCUUUUCUGGAGACAACUUUUGGAUUGGGACGAGUGUCCCCUGA